Vitrella brassicaformis is the source of this 3854-nucleotide messenger RNA. The record is from the annotation of a GenBank genome assembly. Lineage: Eukaryota; Vitrellaceae.
UGCGUCUCUUUUGGCUCUCCACCUGAGGAAGGCGGCGAUGCGCCCCUCACUUCUCAGUGAGUUUGUUGCCGUCGCCCUUGACGCGCUUGGUCCACUUGAUGCGCGGGACGUACCGGUAGUGCUGCCCACCAAACGCACCCCCGCCACGCGCCUUCUUGAACUCCUCCAGACGCAGCUUCUCAAGUGCAUCGUUGUCAACCUCAGACUCGUCCUGAAGGCACGCGAGAAUAAUGAGGCUGCGGCUGUGCUGUGGCAUUCAUUUCCUUCUCUUCUCUUCUGCUGACGAAUUUGCGCUUCCUUGGCUGUUGUGACUCCCUGGCCAUGUGAGCCUCGGUGCCGCCCUCCAAGUCAGCCAGCAGAUCAUCCCGAUCGUCCAUGUCUCCAUCGUUGGCCGGGCCGGCCCCCAGCGCGUCCAUCCCCUCUCCUGCUGCUGCCGCUGCAGCUGGUGCGGGUCCGCCGAAUGGAAAGGCCUUGUCUUUGCCCUUGCCGCCCCCCACGCCGCCCGGCAUGCCGCCUCCGGUGCCGCCCUCCAGGUCCAUGGCUCGCCGCUGGGGGGGCAUUGGGUGGUCAGGUGCUUCCUGCUCUUCUUCGCUGUCUGGUGGGUUGGGGUGUGAGAGGGCGAACUCCUGGUUGUGAAAGAUCUCCUGCAGACGCUUCAGGUAAUGGUGACGAGACUCGCCCUUCUUGCUGUCGUCGCGACUCCGCAACUGUGGGCCAUACAAAGCCAUACGCUUACUAACAUUCAUGUCUAUAUGUGGGUAAUGGUUGUGUUACCAGGCUGACGAGGUCCCAUCGCUUGAGGGUCUUAACCCUUUCCCACUCAUAUCCGUAUCGCAUCAGUCGCCGCCGCAGAUCUGGUUCCUUGAGCCUGCGGUAGUCCUCGGUCGCCCUUUUGCUGUCCUUGCUCUCCUUGUCCUCCUUCUUUUUGCUCUUGCGCUUGAGGAAACUCAGACCCUCACCGCGACCUGCUGACGGCUCACCGGGACCAUUGAGCACAAACUGAAACGACUCGUGCGUCUUGCCAGCCUGACGACGCAACACCAGACAACAUCCAUGGGGUGGCCGCAUGUAUGAAUUUGUGGUUGUGCAUAUGUAUGUCAGUCUUCUUAUCACCCUGGUUCUUCUGACGUCUUCACAGAAAACGUGGUAGUUCUCAGCCGGGUUCCAAGGCGAGAUGGCAAGCGUCUCCUCCACAUAAGUGAUGAGUGAAGUCAUCGCGCGCAGUCACAGACAGUGACGAACGGGAGUGGUCCUGGUAGUUGCGCAAGCUCAUGGGCGGCAGCGGCCGCAUGCCGCCGUCAUCCUCCCCCUCCUGCCGUGUCGUGCUGCUGUACUUGCGCAUGGCCUCUAGCAGAGCCCGUGCUGCGUCCUGGCUCCCAGGUUCGAGCGCUCGGUCACGGGCGAGGGCGUUGGCCUUCUCGGAGCGCUCGACAUGGGUGAGGAAGAGCUUGAUCAUGCGGAACACGUGGGGCUGCAGAAGGGGGACGACGGAAGGGAUGCACAAAUGUGAUUAUCCAUCUGUGGGGGUAGGGUGGGGGCUGUGUCACGUGUUACCAUUUCGUGAGCAGGAAUGCGUUUCAGGCCUGCAUCCAGCAGCCGCUUCACGCCGGCCUCGGCACUCUCAAACGCGCACACCUGCACAGCACAUCGAAAAUGCACGAUGGUCAGUUCAAUCGAUUUGCGUGCUAUAGCUGACCUCCAUAAGGUUGAGCAGUCUCCUGAGAGCGAGUUCCCAGGUGUCAAGGUUCUCGACGUCGCCCCUCCCGUUGAUGAUGAAGUCCCUCAGUGGCUUGGGCAGCCACCUGGCGUCCUCCAUGAGCAGAACCUGGCGCAGCUUGUCCAGCGGCACAUGAGACAGGUGACGAUCGACCCUGAAGUUGCGCUCGAUCUUCUUGCGCCACUCGUCAUUCUCGCUCUGAGGACGCUCCUGCAUGUGGAAAUGCGCACUGACCACAGACAGACAGAACGACACAGGCAGAUAGAGAGAAAAAGAGCCGUAGACGCGUUUGCGCAGGGUGUCGUAUUGCAGGUCUGUGCGCUGACCGCUGGUAGUAGGCGAGCAUGCGUUUGAGGUUGUAGACGGGCGAUGGGUCCUUGCCGGGCGGCGCCGGUGCACUGACGGCCGCCAUGGGCUCACACUGCCCCACCGUGUACACGGCACACGACAUGGGAGCGUCUUGCCAUCCCCACGCACACAGGUAAGCGGGCGUAUCAUGAGCUGCACAUUGCAGAGGAGUAGCUCGUCCUCGUAGUUGUGCUUCUUCUUGGGCCGGUGCUCGUCGCCUGGGUUGCGGUAGACGGAGAGGGGCUUGGCCUCGGUGUUCUUGAAGUUGGAUAUGAGCAGGAAGUGAUUGGAGAGUGGGGGCGACUUGGGAUGUGUGGCCUUGUGGCACCAGACGGGCCCCUUGAAAACGCCCUCAGCGAUGGAGAGGGCGUGAUGCGGCUUGGCGCGGAUCUUGUGCUCCAACAGGGUGUACUUGGGCUCCUUGACGUUGAACGAAUGCACCUGGCCGUACGGACCCAGACGGGCCUGCUGCUUGGGUGAUAUCUCACCCCUGCAAACACACAAACAAACCAUACGAGCGGACGGACUUAUGGGCGGUAGGUGUUGCGUCUGGGCUGUUACUUACCAUUGGUACUUGGUGAUUCGUAUGCCCAUGCCGAAUCCGCUGAGCAGGAGGGGUUGCUGCUCAAUGAGCUCCAAGACAGCCAUGGGCAUCGUGUCGCUGCACAUACAGAUACAUUCUGCAUGUAUCCACCCGUCCACCCAUCCAUCCGUCCAUCUGUGCAAGGACCCUCGCAUAUGAAAGCGGAUGCCCACCUCAUUGAUAGGCCAGUGAAGUCCAUGAAUGGGUCUGUCUCGGGCACCUCAUCUGCCCCAUCACCUACCACUGGUGGCGGAGGAACGGCACAAGUACGCAACAGAAAACACAGACGCAUGUUUGCGACCGUAUGGCAUAUAUGGACUUCGCGAGACGAUUGCUGACUUGAUACCGAAAGGCGGCGCCUGCGGGUACUUCUUCAUGUAUGAGGGCAGCAGCGCGGCCACGGCCCUGAAGUCUAGCCGAUGCCACCAGGUGAGGUCCUUUAGCCGCCACACGAGCCGUGUGCCCUCUUCCCGCCACCCGUUCAUGGUGUGCAUGGCCAGGCCGCCCUCGGGGCCCUCCAUGAUGCCCAGCCCUCCGUCAAGCCUGUCGCGGAAUAGCUGCGUGCGCGCCUCGUAGAAGGUGUCGUGCGACACGUGUGGGUGGUAGGAGGUGGGCAUGGAGGCUAGCUCCUCCUGAAGGGCGUCCAACACAGCCAGGUGGAACUCCUCGGGGGCUGGUCCGUCCAGGGGAAGGUCCUCCACCUGAAAUGGAUCGACGGAUGGACAUAAAGAGAGAAAUCAUAACCCCUUUGCUUGCAUCAGGAUUUCCUCUGUCCGUUUCCUCACCUGGCUUAGCGCGUCAGCGUUGGGCAUCCCAUUCAGAGCCGACAGCUGGCAGCGGGCACGGAUGUGACCAGGCAUGCCAGUGGGCGACUGAACACGGACAGCAGUGGGCAGUCUUGUCGUGUGCGCGUUCCUUUGGGUGCGGUGUGUCUCACUUGUUCAUCUUGGUCGUCUUGCUGUUGCUGCUGUGCCUCUCGUUUCUUCUCCUCCCGUAACUUCAUCAGGAAGUCGUGCCGCGCCUUGCUCCAGCCCCAUAUCUCGUACCAGUCGCGAUAUGUCGGCUCGUCGUGCCAGCUCUGAUCAUCCACCCGAGGCGAACAGCGAAACGGACACAGAUGCAUCCACGUGAUGUCCUGGCAGUGUGUCUCUCUCUGCCCACACUAAAGACGACAGGCAGGCUGACUUGUUCAUGCAUCUAAAAGAA